Molecule: messenger RNA, 968 nt
Organism: Dermacentor andersoni
Lineage: Eukaryota; Metazoa; Arthropoda; Arachnida; Ixodida; Ixodidae
Source: RefSeq, a predicted model, not a curated record
UCCGCAGGACUACAUACCAGGAAUGUCGUUUGCUUAUUCAGCCAUGGUCAUCAGGACGUGCGGCAACUUCAUUUACACUGCGGCUGUAGCAUGUUACGAGUUCUUCAUAUUGCCAAGAACUGUUGUCAACGUUAUCAAGAUUGCGAGCUGGAUACCUACUGAUCUGCGCCUGUGGUACGGGGUAUUCUGGCUGGUCAUCGAGGUGUACAUGCUCUCGCGCCUGCACGCCUACACGAGCCGCCUGAGAGAGGCGUCGUCGGAGGGAACAUACACGUCGCCGUAUCCGGGGGCAGAGCCAGAGUACCAGGGGUCGCCACCAGACUCGCCGACCACCACGACCCCCGAAGAGCAGCAGAGCCCGGAACGUCCUCGGGCCUCGCCGUAGCUCCCUCGCACUCUGCCUCGAUUUCGGCCGUGGCAAAUGGGCGCGGUCGGGAGACCACGCCGCGUGCACCACGACGCCCGUGUUUCUCCGCUAUGCUCUAAGCGCUUUCUGCCCGUUUUAUUGCGAUCGAUUUUAUUUUUCCCGUUAGCUAUUAAAUUAUGUCUGCAAACAUGCUGGCAUUGGUGUUUCUACCACAUUACGCCACGAAAAUUAAUCAAAUCUUUUUUCGGAACGUGAGCACUUUUUGUGCCCACCCCUGCCUACUAUCCCUCCGGAAUGAUGCGUACGCAUGCGAACAGACAUCUCUACGAGCAGGAGACGUAGCAGGUGCGGACCCGCGCAAACUAACUGCAGUAGCUAGCACAUAUUGGCACCUUCUGUUCCUGUCACUUUGUCCCCGUCCGCAACACACAUAUCCCACGCAAUGUGUACAUUAAUGCGAUCGCGUUAAGGGCCCCGUGUCGCAGAAAAUCCGGUGUCGGCGUAGGCGUUCGCGGCCGAGAAAAUCAUCCCGAGCCACGCGUAUUCCACAAGUCGCUAAAAUUGUCCUUCUAUCAAUAAAGUUGCUCAUACUUUUGUCUUA